Molecule: messenger RNA, 1653 nt
Organism: Eremothecium sinecaudum
Lineage: Eukaryota; Fungi; Ascomycota; Saccharomycetes; Saccharomycetales; Saccharomycetaceae
Gene: RCK2
Product: serine/threonine protein kinase RCK2
Exons: 2
Coding region: 1-1653 (550 amino acids)
Biological process (GO): protein phosphorylation; mitotic DNA damage checkpoint signaling
Cellular component (GO): nucleus
Molecular function (GO): protein serine/threonine kinase activity; ATP binding
Source: RefSeq, a predicted model, not a curated record
AUGAUUACACACCUUAAGAACUUCUGGCGAAGAAAACCUAAGAAUCAGAAUUGCCAAAAGGGCAGUGAAAAUGCCGGGCCGUACCCUUGGAAGGCUUUAUCUUCGACUACGGACGGGAAACAGCAUGGUGGGACACCGGAGAAGUUAACUACAGAUCUUCCGCUGGCGCACGGCAAUUUACAGGGUUCUAAGAACCAAGGUGAUGUAGACGAGGAAGAAUCUGGUGAUAGGAAGUCCUCUGAGUCCUUGAAGCCUCCGGUAAAGGAGAAGUAUGAGGAAGACGUUUCAGAGCAGAGAAGUGGAGAGAAGCAAAGUGAAGGCGAAGAUGAAGAUGAAGAGGAUGAAGAGCCAGAGGAAGAUUUCCCAGCUCAGAAGGAGAUUACUGGGUACAAACUCAUUAGCAAAAUUGGCGAAGGAGCCUUCUCCGAGGUCUACAGAGCGUUACCCCUUAAACACGUGCUGGGCUCUUCCAAAUCCCGAUACAAGCAAGUUGCCAUAAAGAUAAUUCACAAGCAAAAGCUAUCUUCGACCGACAGAUCCAAAGGUAACGACUCAGGUGUCAAGGUUGCCACUAGGGAGCAGGUGUUGAAGGAAGUUUCUAUUCACAAGAUGGUCUCGUCUGGAAAACACAUUGUAACGUUCAUUGAGUUUCAGGAAACAGAAUUCCUCUACUGUAUCGUCCAAGAACUCCUUGUGGGAGGCGAGAUUUUUGGUGAAAUUGUCAAGUUCACGUACUUUUCUGAGGACCUCUCAAGGCACGUCAUUAAGCAACUCGCUCUUGCAGUAAAGCACAUGCACACUCUCGGCGUUGUCCAUCGUGACAUAAAGCCUGAAAAUCUUCUAUUUGAACCCAUAGAACUGAUCCCCAGUCCACAUCCCAAGUUGCGCAAAUCUGAUGAUCCCAAAGCCAAGCUCGACGAGGGAGUUUUCCGUCCAAAUAUCGGCGGCGGGGGUAUUGGUGUCGUCAAACUCGCAGACUUCGGCCUCUCAAAGCAAAUCUUCUCUUCGAAUACUAAGACGCCCUGCGGAACCGUCGGAUACACCGCUCCGGAAGUGGUGAAGGACGAGCGCUACUCCACGAAGGUAGAUAUGUGGGGAAUUGGCUGCGUCCUCUACACCAUGCUCUGUGGUUUCCCUCCCUUCUACGACAAGCAAAUCGACGUGCUCACAGAACUCAUCUCCCGGGGUCAGUAUACCUUCCUGGAACCCUGGUGGGACGAAAUUAGUAACGGUGCAAAGAAUGCCGUCCGAAAACUCCUCGAAGUUAACCCAAAUAACCGUUAUGACAUCGAUGAAUUCCUCAACGAUCCCUGGCUAAACGCCACGAACUCAUCCCAAGACUUCCCCCAUCCAACUCCUCGCUCCUCUCACACCCGCAAGCCAUACAAGAAGGACUCUGCUCUUCUUUAUUCUCCGGCAGCUGUCGUAAUGCGUGACGCGUUUGACGUUUCUAAUGCCGUACAGCGUAAAGAAGAGGCGAAGCGGCACACUCCGGGUGGCCACGCACUAGGAGCGCUACACGAAUCCGAUGAAGAUACAGCCAAAUCUACGCUCAACAACCUCGAGCAAGAGGCAUUCAAUCUAUGCCUCGACAAUAGCACCAUAAUCCAGCGUCGCCACCGCAAGAAUAACUUAUCGCCCUUCGGCGGCUAA